Molecule: messenger RNA, 973 nt
Organism: Filobasidium floriforme
Lineage: Eukaryota; Fungi; Basidiomycota; Tremellomycetes; Filobasidiales; Filobasidiaceae
Exons: 2
Coding region: 282-860 (192 amino acids)
Source: RefSeq, a predicted model, not a curated record
CCAUUUAGAGUUUGAGGCCGGUGAUCUUUUCGGCUCCGGCCGGAUGAGUGAUCGGUCAUCAGCUAUCGAUCCAUGAAUUUGCGUCUGAGCUCUAAUGUAUACGAUAUACGCAUCGACCCCCUCUACAGUACGGGCCGAGUAACGAUACCAGAACAUAUCAAUCCAUUAGCUCAUUCCAAUUACGACCGGAUCGAGCAAAUUUACCGCCUGUCGGAUCUUACAAACAGGCCUCCUAGAGAACAAAGGAAGAAGUUACAUUGCUACAAACCGGCCUCUCUAUUAUGGACGACGACUGGCUUGAAGAAGGACCCUCAGUCCCAGCAGGAGGAGCCGGGGACCCGAUGGUCGACCAGAACUGGGAACGCAUAACCACGAAAUACGCCGACGUCGGGUACCGGGAAGGGAUCUCCGAGGGCAAGCUCUCUUCCCUGCAAGAAGGUUUCGAUCAGUCGUUCAAGACCUCAGUACCGCCCGUGAGGAGGCUAGGGAGAUUGAGAGGAGCUGCGGCGGCUCUGCUUGCCUAUACGACUGGGUCCAAAUCGACAUCAACGUCGCCAGACGAAGCGUUGGUGGAGAAAGUACGAGCGCUGAUCUCCGACCUCGGUCGAAUAAAGCCCUCAGAUAUACUUGCCAUCGACCAGGAAGCUCUGGACCACGCCAAGGAGCAUGUAGGGGACGAGCACGAGGAUCUACCACGGGAAAAGAAGGUGCUGGACGACCUUGUCGACGCUUUCGACGUCAUGGCAGGGCAAAAGGUGGAUGGCGUGGAUGUCGCUGGGGAAAAGGUGCAGCGAGAGGACGAGCUGUUGACUUUGCUGGAGCAGAGAUUCGAUGUGCUGCAACGGUCGGCGGGGUUGUAAAGACUAGGCUGGAAGAGCAGGAUAACGCGCAAGGCGGAUCCUCAUACGUAACAACCGUUGAGUGGGCGAUGUUUUAUUAUAAGCUACACUGUGACGAGACCUUGUACAACACG